Messenger RNA from Kickxella alabastrina, 1830 nucleotides. RefSeq lists its product as uncharacterized. Lineage: Eukaryota; Fungi; Kickxellomycota; Kickxellomycetes; Kickxellales; Kickxellaceae. Gene Ontology annotation, molecular function: molybdate ion transmembrane transporter activity. The record is from RefSeq and is a predicted model, not a curated record. The transcript has a single exon. Gene Ontology annotation, biological process: molybdate ion transport. Bases 117 to 1676 code for a protein of 519 amino acids.
CCGUAUUUGAACGACAUCCUCUGCUUGUUUAUUUUUUAUCUCAAGGUCAUAGUUCAUCCCGCUGACACUGUCAUUGCCAUUUCUAUUGCGACGCACCCACACAUACACAGCGAGCAAUGUACCGACUCAAGCUGCCCAACCGCCGACAGAUUGCAGCAUUCAUAAGCAAAGACAAGUGGACAAGCACACGCGCGGCCGACGUGGCCAACCCAAUCCCGGAGUUCUGGGAUUUUAAGGGCCGCGGCCGGCGCAUGCGUGAGCACUUUUCGCUGCGCGAGUUCAGCGGCGCCUUGGGGGACAUUGGCACGCUCGUGCCCAUUCUGAUUUCGCUGACCGUGCAGGGCUCAGCCAGCCUGACAGCCUCAUUGUUUUUUGGUGGCCUGUGGAAUAUGAUGACGGGCUUUUUCUACGGCAUUCCAAUGUGCGUGCAGCCUAUGAAGUCGAUCGCGGCGAUUGCAUUGGUAAACAAGUUCACACCCGGCGAGCUAGCCGGCGCCGGGCUGGGAGUUUCAGCCAUUGUGUUUUUCCUGGGCGUCUCGCGCCUGCUGUGGCUGGUUACCCGCUUUGUGCCACUUCCUGUGGUCAAAGGGCUGCAGCUAGGCACCUGCUUCCAGCUGUGCAAGAAAGGAGUUGACCUCGUCAAGACCAACGCCUCGUUUUGGGGCGACGGAAUCAUUUGGAGCGAUAACCUGUGGUGGGCCGUGGCGUCGUUCCUGCUGGUGCUGAUGGUCUACGAGCGGCGGAGGGUGCCUGUAGCGCUGGUUAUUUUUAUUCUGGGCAUUGUGUUUGCGCUGGCGCAAACCGGCGCUCACGACGAGUUUGGACGCGUGCAUCCGGGGGCCCACUUUGUGCACACUGUGGUGCCAACCGCAAAGGAGUUCCGCUCAGGCUUUCUCAGCGCCGGGCUGGGCCAGCUGCCACUGACGCUGCUCAACUCGGUCGUGGCGCUGGCUGCGCUGGCGCGGGAUUUGUUUCCAGGCUACGACCCAUCGAUGACACACAUCACCAUAUCACUCGGCGUGAUGAACGUGGUCGGAUGCUUCUUCGGGUCAAUGCCGUUCUGCCAUGGCAGCGGUGGACUGGCCGGGCAGUACUUCUUUGGCGCACGCACGGAGCUGUCGAUGUACUUUCUGGGGGCCAUCAAGAUCAUCAUUGGAGUUGUUUUCGGCGAGUCCCUGUUGGUCAUUCUCAAGUGGUUUCCCAAGUCGUUUCUCGGCGUCAUGUUGUUCAUGGCGUCAAUCGAGUUGGGCCUGGUCACACGUAACUUUACGCUGCACCCGCACAACGAAAGGCGCCGCACCCAGGACUUUGUCGUGCUGCUGGCAACGGCCGCCUCGCUGGUCGGUUUCUCGCAUGAUGGGCUGGGCUUCGUGAUCGGCAUGGUCACCGCCCUGAUUUUCUGGUUUCACCGCGUGCUUGCCCAAAGCGACGGUGACGGCGACGGAGAUGGUGGCAGCUGCGGCGAUGGACAGUCAGCAGCCGCACAUUGUCUGGCCGCAACACCCAGCGAGGGCAGCGUGCUGGGCGGCAGUGCCAAGCUUAUCGACAGCACAGGCCCGUGUUAUGGAGGCAACUUUGAUUCCCAUUCAGGCGUUGAUGCGCAAACGCAGGGCCAGGGCCAGGGCCAAAUCCAAGCCCUGAGGGCGCAAGAGGCAAUGCAAAACUGCUGCUGCUGACGCUUGCAAACAAUACAUUUUAUGUCGUACAUCAUUGUGGGUGCGAGAGCGAGUGCGGGUGUGGGUGUGGAUGCACAAAUAAAAAGGGGCAAGUUUGUCCGUUUUACGCUCAUCCCCAUCCCUUCGUAUUUUUUGUUAAAACUUUUCCUUCUCU